This is a messenger RNA of Myzus persicae (green peach aphid), 2486 nucleotides long. RefSeq lists its product as uncharacterized. Bases 495 to 2486 code for a protein of 663 amino acids. NCBI's taxonomy places the organism in Eukaryota, Metazoa, Arthropoda, Insecta, Hemiptera, Aphididae. The transcript is spliced from 3 exons. The record is from RefSeq and is a predicted model, not a curated record.
AAUAGACCAUUUUAAAUUAUGUUUGCGUUAAUAUAUGAUGCUGCAGUGUCAAUAUAACACUGUGCACUAGGUGUAUUGAGGUGCCUUCACCUACCGAGUUUUUUCCGUGUACUGGUGUAAAGAUGGCAAAUGCCAGUAUGCCACAGUGUUAUAGAAUUACCGUGUCAUAUUUGUUUAAAUGUAUUUACUAUUACCGUUGUCAAUAUGUUAUUUUUAGUUAAAGUCCGGUUUUCCUACAAUAUUUCCUCGACGACCGCCGUCGGCAUCGGUGUUCGUGCGAUCGGCGAGUUCGACACUUCAACAGUGCAGUAGCCGCAGUAAAGUAGUUUUAUUUUUUUUUUUAUAGUGUACUGCAAAUAGUGAUUAUUAUUUAUUAUACAGACUCGUGUACUAUAAAUCGUAACACAGUCCUGUUCUUGAAGACUUGAAUAAGUGUUUUACCCUAUAUUCUCAGAUGUAAGAUCGUUAUUAUUUUUUUAUCAAAUAAAAUAAAUAUGUCAAAACGUAAUAUAAACUUUAGUAAGAGCACCCGGUACAGAAAUAGGAAAAGAGCUUCUAUUAUGUUAUCAGAAGCUUUGGUUAGUGAAGAUGAUAAUGAAUUUCAAUAUCAUUCUAACAGUUCAUCAAUAAACACAGAUACUGUUGUGCUUUCUCUUCCUAAUUAUUCCACUACUACUGAUGUAGUUGAUCAGACAAAUUUGAAUUGUUCUAACUCACAUGUUUCUCAUAACACGAGCCUAGAACAUUUAUCUGAAGAAAGUAAUGAGGCAUCUGAGUCUAUUAGUUGUUCAUCAAUAUCUUCAGAUUCUAAUGACAAUCCUGAUUUAAAAUUGACUAUAUCAAUGUGGGCUAUUACUCAUAAUAUUACACAUGUAGCCCUUACCGAUCUCUUAAAACGUCUUUCAAAGUUUCCAGAAUUUAAAGAACUCCCAAAAAAUUCAAGAACACUUUUAAAAACUCCUCUUAAAACAAAUGUUAAGGAAGUAGGUGGUGGUAUUUAUCAUCAUUUUGGUAUAGAGGAAGAAUUGAAAGACCUAAUUAUUUAUAAUAAAAAUAUCCCUGCAGUGUUAUGGUUGUACGUAGGUAUAGACGGACUUCCUGUAACUACUAACCCCCCUAGCCAGUUAUGGCCCAUUCUUGGGUACUUUGCAAAUUUACCUACCAAAAAGCCAAACAUAUUCAUAAUUGGUGCAUAUCAUGGAAAAACCAAACCACUUGAUUGCAAUACAUUUCUAUUUGACUUUGUUCGAGAGCUGAAAGUUCUUAUUAUUGAUGGCUUCUUUUUUGAUAAUAAAAAAAUUCAUGUUGAAAUCCGGGCUUUAAUUUGUGAUGCUCCGGCAAAGUCAUUUGUUUUAAAUACCAAAGGACAUACUGGAAAAGUAUCUUGUGUAAGAUGCCAAAAUGUGGGAAAAUGGGUAACUGAUAGAGUGUGCUUCACUGAAGUUGGUUCACCUUCACGGACACACAAUGAUUUUAUGAAUUAUAAAGAUCCUAUUUUUCAUAAUGGAAAAACUAUUUUAACUGAACUUCCCAACUUUGAUCUUGUAAAAUCUAUUCCUUUUGAUUACAUGCACUGUGUAUGCAUUGGUGUAAUGAAAAAACUUCUUUUGUUUUGGAUUGGGGCUCCUAAACAUAAGCAAAACAUGUCAUUACCUGCUACUUUAAUUAAUGCUCUAGACAUUAAACUUAAUCAAUUAUCAGUAUAUAUUCCUAUAGAGUUUCAAAGGAGGUUUAGUGAAAAUAGUAGGAAACAUCCGUUGCAUGAUGCUAGUAGGUGGAAGGCUACAGAGCUACGUCAAUGCCUUUUAUACUUAGGAUUUAUUAUUUUCCGGAACUUCUUAAAUGAUGAAGUAUAUGAUCAUUUUUUAGAGUUAUUCGUUGCUAUUCGAAUUCUUUCAACUCAGUCUUCAACUGAAGAUGUGAAACACUUUGGUUCUUUAAAUUGUUAUUCUGCAUUCCCCUUUGAAAGUUUUAUGCAACCCCUAAAAAAAAAAAUUAAGACUGGUGUAAGACCUUUACAACAGUUAGCGCGACGAUAUGCUGAAAAGCGUGCAUAUAGUAGUUAUAUGCUAACAAAUCAGUCUAAAGAAUCAUGUUAUGGUCCAAUUAAAUUGCAAAAUGUAAACCAAAACCGACCUAUGUUGCCAGAUGUAUGUGAGCCACAAUAUACUGGUUGGAAAAAUGAGAGUUUUUCUUUAAAAUUGGAUAAAGCAAAUAGUUGCAUAAAAUUGAUUAGUGGUGCCUACGUUUUGGUUGAAAAUAUUGCAACUAGUAGUAAAGAUAACUCAACAAUAUGCAUCAUUGGGAGGCAAUUUGAAAAGUUGUCAAGUUUUUUUAAUAAACCAUGUGAUUCUCAGUUACUUAAAAUCUAUGAAGCAAGUAACACAAGUCAUCUAAAAUCAUGGGCAUUUGAUGAUAUUAAAGAGAAAGUUAUUCAUAUUCCCUUGGAUGAUAGAAAAUCAUGCAUUAUACCCUUUUUACAUUAA